This is a messenger RNA of Linum trigynum, 1529 nucleotides long. Lineage: Eukaryota; Viridiplantae; Streptophyta; Magnoliopsida; Malpighiales; Linaceae. The record is from the annotation of a GenBank genome assembly.
AUGGCAGCUGUCAAGUGUUGUGCCAUGGGGCACACCAAUGGUUAGGUUGUUGGGAUGCAAAUAUUGCAAAACGCCUUCUCCUCCCCUCAUCCUCUCCCUCCGCCCACCACGUCGAUGGCGACUCUGUUCCUCUGUUGUUCAUCAUCGUCCCUCUCUCCUCUCCCGUCUCCGCCUACUGCUUCUUUCGGCCGCCGGAGCUGUUCCACUGGCUGUAUCGGAAUCGGAGCUUCGUCGCCUUCCACAUCCGCUUAUUGUUCUGCUUCGUCCAGCUCCAAACCGAAGGUCGUCGUCACCAGAGAGCGUGGCAAGAACUGGAAGCUGAUCGAUGCUCUGGGGAAACAAGGGAUCGGAGCCCUUGAGCUUCCUUUGAUUCAGCAUAUGGAAGGGCCUGAUUCGAACAGACUGUCCUCUCUGCUGAGAGAUGUAACCUUUGAUUGGAUCAUCAUAACGUCUCCUGAAGCGGGUUCAGUCUUUCUGGAGGCAUGGAGGGAAGCAGGAACCCCAAAUGUUAAGAUAGCUGUUGUGGGAGCUGGAACAGCAAGCAUUUUUGAACGAGUGAUCCAACCUUCAAACCGGUCACUUGACAUUGCUUUCUCACCAUCAAAAGCAACGGGUAAGGUUCUGGCAGCAGAGCUCCCUGAUUGUGGGAACGGAAGGUGCACUGUCUUGUAUCCAGCCUCUGUAAAAGCUAGCACUGAGAUUCAGGAAGGCUUGUCUAAUCGUGGAUUUGAGGUUGUAAGAUUGAAUACAUAUACAACGAUUCCUGUAGAUCAUGUGGAUCCAACAGUUCUUAAGGAGGCACUCUCUCUUCCUGUAGUCGCAGUUGCUUCGCCUUCUGCAAUUCGUGCAUGGCUCAAGCUCGUUUCUUCGGAAUCAGGGCAUUGGGACAACUCUGUAGCCUGUAUCGGUGAGACUACAGCAUCAGCUGCAAAAAGGUUGGGCUUCAAGAACGUCUACUACCCAACACAGCCUGGUCUGGAAGGGUGGGUAGUCAGUAUUUCGGAAGCAUUGAGAGUACACGAAAAGUCUCAGACGAAGCUGGAAGUGUCGUAGCUAUAGAUUGGUCGGUCUGACCUUCAAAUCCAAGAGCCAACAACCCACAAAAUGAUCUGUGUCUGUCUGAAAUCAAACUCUUCAUCACGGUCUGAAUCCACAGCGACAUCCCAAAGCAGGAAGGGUACUACUAUGCAUAGCUUCCAGAAAUCAACUCCAAGGGACCAACAACACACAACAUUUUGUUGAGCAACUGAGUUUCAGAGAGAGUUCCCCACCGUUGCAGACUUAAGGAAGGCAUGCAUGAUUACUUGCCGACGUAGCUCUUGCAUUUGGGCGAGGAGGCAUUGAAAGGGCUGAAUCUCUCUCGUCCUGUGUAAAUUAUGCUAGUUGUUCCCAUAAAAAAAAAUUAUGCUAGUUGUAAUUAUUUUUUGAUAAUCUUGAUUUUUCUUGUAAUUGGCUCAGAGAAAUGGGAAAAAAUCCCAAACUACACUAGUUUUUAAAAAAAAUUCCCAAAAUACAGUAGUUAUAAAAAA